Messenger RNA from Leguminivora glycinivorella, 2044 nucleotides. RefSeq names its product organic cation transporter protein-like. Gene Ontology annotation, molecular function: transmembrane transporter activity. The record is from RefSeq and is a predicted model, not a curated record. Gene Ontology annotation, biological process: transmembrane transport. Bases 37 to 1692 code for a protein of 551 amino acids. Gene Ontology annotation, cellular component: membrane. Lineage: Eukaryota; Metazoa; Arthropoda; Insecta; Lepidoptera; Tortricidae. The transcript is spliced from 7 exons.
UUUACCACCGAUACCCGUGGGAGGUAGGUAUUGGAAAUGGCGAGCGCGGAGAAGAUGGAAGAUGGACCAGAGAAACCAGGGAAGCCAAAAGGGGUGGACUUGGACCAGAUCCUGGAGGAGGAGUUGGGGCAGAUGGGGAUGUACCAGAUCGUAACGCUGCUGCUCGCGGCGCUGCCUAUCAUGUUCUCUGCUUUCGCUUCGGGAGAAUACAUCUUCACGACAGCUAGAAUACCUACCAGAUGCGUGAUCCCAGAAUGCGAUGGCCCCACCCCAGAAUUCUCCCCCGCCUGGAAGCCGAACGCCAUCCCGCGCACAGACACCGGCUUCGACAACUGCAACCGCUACAGCAACAGUUCGGAGAACCACGCUGGCGACACCUGCCCAGCUUGGCUGUUUGAUAGGAGUAGAACCGAGGAGUGUCAGGAGUUUGUGUAUGAGCACACCAACAGCGUUGUGUAUGAUUUCGACAUGGCGUGUGACGAAUGGCGUCGGUCCCAGAUCGGGUCUAUCCGUACCAUUGGAACCCUCCUCGUCCUACCCAUCACUGGUUACAUAUCCGACCGAUGGGGCCGCAGGGUCGCGCUGACCAUCAACGCCUUUAAUACCGGAUGGAUCGGGCUUGUGCGGUCUUUUGUGAACAGCUACGAGUGGUUUUUGACGCUUGAGGUCCUGGAGUCCACGGUCGGAGCUGGGUGUUAUUCGUCUUGUUAUAUCUUGGUGACGGAACUGGUCGGGCCUAAAUACCGAGUAGUGGCCGGCGCGACCAUCUCCACCCUCUUCGCGCUCGGGCAGGUGGCGCUCGGCUUCAUAGCCUGGGGAGUGCAGCCCUGGCGCACCCUCACGCAGGUCCUCUACGCCCCACAGCUCCUCGUCGUCUGCUACUUCUGGAUCCUCUCCGAAUCCGUCCGGUGGCUCAUGAGCAAAGGACGCUACGAAGAAUCCGAAGAAAUCCUCAAAAAAGUUGCCAAAAGAAAUAAUAAAGAGCUUUCGCAGAAGUCUUUAGAGGCCCUUAGAGCUUCCGCUGAAGCUGAGAAGAACAGAAUCAAGCCUAAAGAACCAUGGCUGCCGAUUCUAGUCAUCAGAUCAAAAACGAUUCUCUCAAGAUGCUUAGUCUCCCCUAUCUGGUGGAUUACGAAUACGUUAGUGUACUACGGGAUGAACAUUAACGCUGUGAACCUUGUUGGCAACAGUUAUAUGAACUUCGUGGCGGUGGCGGCGGUGGAGAUCCCAGGCUACUGGACGGCCAUCUUGCUGCUGGACCGCAUCGGCCGCAAGCCCGUGCUGAUCUGCGGGUACUGGUUGUGCGCGGUUUGCCAGUUCAUAUUCGCUUUCAUGCCCGAGGGUUACGACAACGUCUCCUUGGCCGUGUACCUGAUCGGCAAGUACUGCAUCGCCAUCGUGAUGACAUCAGUGUACGUGUACACGGCCGAGCUGUACCCCACCAAGUACAGGCACAACCUCUUCGCGUUCUCAUCCAUGAUCGGACGGCUUGGCUCCAUCACUGCGCCUCUUACGCCUUCUUUGGCCACUGAGGUUUGGGCACCCUUCCCCUCAGUCUUGUUCGGGAGCGCAGCCUUACUCUCCGGAGGUCUCAUCUUCACGACUCCAGAGACCCUCGGUACCAAGCUACCUGACACCAUCGAGGAUGCUGAACAGCUGAAGAAUAAUAGGAGAACCAAUGCAUAUAAUUAAUAACGACCCCAUGGUCCCGAGACCUCGUAAUAGUAGAUUUAUCGUAAUGCCAGGCCGUGCUCAUCGAUAUCAUCUUCCCCUAUGAUGAGAUUCUCGAAGCCGCAGCGAAUGGGCAAGGCUAAACUGACAGCCCCAUGUGCAGAGCAGAGUGUACCUAAACAUCACGUAAACAUGUAGAAUUAAGUAUACAGGAAGGUAUGCCGAACCCACUGAAAGAGGUAUUUGGCAACCUGAAAACACUGCUAGGUUUUAUCAAAGAGGAUCGAGUAUUAUAGAGAGUUACUGCCAAAGUAAAAUGUGUAAUCACAGUGCAUAAACUGCCAUCUCUCGACACAGGCUUAAAACUUUUGAA